GGCCGCUUUCACAUUUCUCUCCCUUCCUCUCUCUCUCUCUUCUCUCUCUCUUUUUUCUUUCUGUCUUUUUAUCUGCCGCCUCCCCUCCUCUCCCCCCUCUUCCUACCUGAUUCACAGCCGCUCCGGCGCUAUGCGUGUGACCGCGUCUCUCUCUGCAAGGCGAGCACCACCGGAGAGCGCCUGCUGACCGCCGGCUGCCAGCACUAGCCUUACCCGGCAGACGAGGCUCCCAGGCGGGCACCGGGAGAAGGAGAGACACCGCAGCAGAGUGUCGUCCGGAGAAUAUCUCACAGCCGUUGAAUUCAUCCAUUCUUACCUGUUCUCCUUCUGCAAACCGGUCAUGGCUUCCAAACUAAACCCCAACGUCCUGUAUGUGUCUGGCCCUGGAGAGUCCCUGGGAUCCCCCCAAGCUGAUUCUGAAAGAACUCACAUUAUAGGAGAAGCUGCAGAAGAGUCUUCAGACAGCGACGGAGAACAAGACGAGACUUCACACAAGUUGAUCCGCAAAGUAUCAACGUCCGGACAGAUAAGGGCCAAGAAAAGUGUGAAGGAGGGAAUCCUGUUAAAACAGACCAGCUCCUUCCAAAGAUGGAAGAGGAGAUACUUCAAACUCAGAGGGAGGACUCUCUACUACGCCAAAGACUGCAAGUCCCUGAUCUUUGAUGAAGUGGACCUAUCAGACGCCAGCGUGGCUGAAACGAGCACCAAGAACAUCAACAACAGCUUCACAGUGAUCACCCCGUUCCGUAAAUUAAUGCUUUGUGCCGAAAACAGGAAGGAAAUGGAGGACUGGAUCACAGCGCUUAAGUCGGUUCAAAAAUGGGAAACCUAUGAAGCCAGUCAGUUCAACAUGGAGCAUUUCUCUGGGAUGCACAACUGGUACGCCUGCUCGCACGCAAGACCGACCUUCUGCAACGUCUGCAGGGAGGCCCUGCCAGGCGUCACCUCCCACGGCCUGUCCUGUGAAGUUUGCAAGUUCAAGGCUCAUAAGCGCUGUGCAGUUCGCUCCACCAACAACUGCAAAUGGACCACACUGGCCUCUAUAGGAAAUGAGAUUAUUGAGGAUGAGGAUGGGGUGUCUAUGCCACACCAGUGGCUGGAAGGCAACCUGCCUGUCAGUGCCAAAUGCGUGGUGUGUGACAAGAACUGUGGCAGCGUGCGGCGGCUGCAGGACUGGCGCUGCCUCUGGUGCAAGGCCAUCGUGCAUAGCAGCUGUAAAGAACAAAUGGGGAAGGUGUGUCCCCUGGGUCAAUGUCGAGUCUCAAUCAUUCCACCCACUGCACUUAACAGCAUCGACUCAGAUGGUUUCUGGAAGGCCACCUCUGGAUCCUGCGCCAGCCCCCUGCUCGUCCUGGUGAACUCCAAGAGCGGGGACAACCAGGGCGUCAAGUUCCUCCGCAAGUUCAAGCAGCUCCUGAACCCGGCUCAGGUCUUUGACCUAAUGAAUGGAGGACCGGAGCUGGGGCUGCGGCUCUUCCAGAAGUUUGUAACAUUUCGUAUUCUGGUGUGCGGGGGUGACGGCAGCGUGGGCUGGGUGCUCUCCGAGCUGGACAAGCUCAAUCUCCAUAAACAGUGUCAGCUGGGAGUUCUUCCCCUGGGAACGGGAAACGACCUGGCUCGCGUUCUGGGCUGGGGAGGCCUGUGUGACGACGACGCUCAGCUGCUGCAGAUCCUGGAGAAGCUGGAGAGAGCCACCACCAAAAUGCUGGACCGAUGGAGCGUGAUGACAUACGAGGUGCCCCCGACCGGUAAACAAACGCCGACAGGGAAGGAGGAUGACAGCCACGACUCUCCUCUGCAGGUCCACAUCACUCAGUAUGCAGACUCCGUGGCCUGCCACCUGGCCAAGAUCCUGGACUCAGACAAGCACAGCGACGUCAUCUCCUCUGCCAAGUUUCUGUGUGGGACGGUGAACGAUUUUGUGGCAGAGGUGGGGAAGGCGUACGAGAGAGCCACAGAGAACAAGGAGGAGGCAGAUGCUAUGGCCAAGAAGUGCGCACUGCUGAACGAGAAACUGGAUUCGCUGGUAAAGGCCUUAAGCGAGGAAGCAGAAGCUCAGGUGGUGCCUGCAGGUUCAGCACCCAGCCAGGAGAGCGGCAGCUCCAGCCCUGGCGAAAGCGGAGGAGAGUCAGGCUCAGAAGGCAAAACGUACCGAUCCAAAGAGCAGCUGAUGCUCCGAGCUAACAGCCUGAAGAAAGCCCUGAGGCAGAUCAUCGAACAGGCGGAGAAAGUGGUGGAUGAGCAGAACAAACACAGGCAGGUCCAGAGGAUGCCAUCUUCGUCAUCCAUCAAGAGGGAGAACAGUGAGGAGCUGAAGGAUGCUGAACAACGGGGGCUGAGUCCCACCUCACCCAUCGUCCUGGAGAAGCCAGAGAGCCUUAAUACGGUCACCUUCAGCGAGGAUACUGUUCAAUGCACAGAGAAGUGUGUGAUGAAUAACUACUUUGGCAUCGGACUGGACGCAAAAAUUUCCCUCGAGUUCAACAACAAGAGAGACGAACAUCCCAAGAAAUGCAGUAGUCGCACCAAAAACUUCAUGUGGUACGGAGUCCUGGGGACCAAAGAGCUGGUCCAGAAGACUUACAAGAACCUGGAGCAGAGAGUCCAGUUGGAGUGCGACGGCGUUCCCAUCUCCCUGCCGAGUCUGCAGGGCCUGGCUGUUCUCAACAUUCCCAGCUAUGCAGGAGGAAUCAACUUCUGGGGAGGAACUAAAGAGGACAAUAACUUUGGAGCUCCGUCGUUUGAUGAUAAGAAGCUGGAGGUGGUGGCCGUGUUUGGCAGCAUGCAGAUGGCGGUGUCCAGAGUCAUCAACCUGCAGCAUCAUCGCAUCGCUCAGUGCCGACAGGUGAAGAUCACCAUCCUGGGGGAGGAGGGGGUCCCCGUGCAGGUGGACGGCGAAGCCUGGAUCCAGCCUCCCGGCAUCGUGGAGAUCGUGCACAAGAACCGUGCUCAGAUGCUCACGAGAGACAGGGCGUUUGAAAGCACGCUGAAGUCAUGGGAGGAUAAGAGAAAGAUUGACAGCUACCGCGCCGCCAGGCCCCGCCUCAACUCCCAGCAGUCCAUGGAGUACCUCACUGAGGAGGAGUGCGCUCAGGUGCAGCAGCUGGGCAUUGUGGCUGAUACCCUCAUAAAUAAAAUCCGCGAGGCAGCGAAGACCCAUAAGCUGGUGGAGCAGGAGUUGGCUCACGCCGUGAACGCCACAGCCCUGGUGCUCACCGAGGCCAAAGUGUCCAGCAACGAGUGCCUGAGUCGCAGCACGGCGGUGGAAAUCGUCAACAGCAGUAAAGUCCUCCAGGCAGAGACCAGUAUGCUGCUCGAUGGGAAACUAUUGACUGAUUUUCCUGAGGAGGAAGAACUCCGUUUGACUCUGAAUAACCUUAGUGCCGAGCUCCUUAAGCUGGAUGACAUCCACUGGAUCUGUCCACUCAUGCAAUGCUCCGAGGAGGAUGCUGUGAGGAGCAGCAGUAAAAGCAGCAGCAGUAUGAAGCUGAAGAUUAUACCCAAAACAAAGAAAGAGAAGGAGAAGCUUCACAAACAGAAGUCCAACAGUUCACUCUCAGGAUCGUGGGAUAUUAAAGGCGGGGCAACUGAGGCUGAGUCCUAAGGAAGGCGAAUCCCUGCGUGAGCCGCUUUAUCACUCUCUAAAUGAGGGGUAUGGCCCCCUCCCUCCCUCCUCUCUAAUCAUUAAAGCCCUGUGGCUUUCAUAGAGGUGUCACAAACUGAAGAGAUUCAUUUCUUCCCUAUUUUUAAGCAUUUAGCUCCGUUUUAAUUCUUUGUAAUCUGUUAUUUUGCUGCAGACCAGCAGGUUAUUUUUAUCCAAUUUCUUAUUCUUUUUUUUUUUUAAAGGGCCUGUUUUUGGUGUGGCAUUGCUUUAAUGCUGCUGUUCUGCUUUUAUUUCUGAGUGCAGCCAGUAGCAAGUCAAAGGUGACAACCAUGCAGACUGGGAAAACAAAGGAAAUGUGUUUACGUGGUGCUCACCUUGCAUGGCAGGUGUAAACAUUAGUUUUUGUUAUAAGUUGUUACAAUCUAUUUUUUCUCUCUUUAGUUUAAUUAAUGAUGUUGAACUUCUGAAUAGCCUUUGGACUGCAUAUUUAUUUGUUUAGUGCUACUACCAUGUGAACUCCAACGGCAACGAAUCAACAAAAUGAACAAACUGAGAUGUCUCAGCGUUAUUGUCUACUGAACUGGAAAAUAUCAUAAAUGUUGCAAAAAAUAUACCGAGGAAUGUACUUGUGUGGACUUUUGAUAAUGACAAUGCUGUUCGGUUUGAUUUCACAGCGCUUCUAUUGUGGUUUUAAAGUGGUUCUUCAGUGGUCCUAGAAUUUUGCAGUAACGCUGCAAAAAUAACCUUUACCGCGAGUCAUUUCAUGGAGAACUCAGCCAUGUGACGGCAGGAUUAAAGAGUUUUAUUAUGUGGCUUUAUGUGGGAGUGAAAUCUCACCCUGCUGUGUGUGUUUUACACCGUUUUAAAGAACAGUUCCUGAUGAAAUGACUCAGACCGAUUAUUUCUGCGAUUGUCUGGUGAGGGCGUUUACAGAAGGAGGAAGAAUCAAGGACACUUUGAAAAAAUAAAAAAAAACAUAGCAGCUUCUCAGUUUGUUGCUCUUACUUUGUCAUACUACAUGAUUGUAUAUGAAACAUAGGGAUAAGUACUAAUAUGUAUUUGAUUUUUGCCUUGUCUGUGGUUAAAAGCUAUUAUUAUGAUUAUUAUUACAAAUAUAUAUCUAUUUUUUGUACAUUUUAUUUUCCCACAUGGUGAUUUGUAAAGAGGUCCUGGCUUUGCUGCUUCCCCCUUUGAGAAGCUCCCAGGCAAUCAUAGAUAUAGAUGCUGUUCCGUGUCCCUGCAUGCAUGCCAAGCCUUUCUUCGCCUCACAGUGGAAAUUGCCUCAAAGUAGUGAAUUUGUGAACGGCAUUCCGGUAUCACAGUGCUUACAGAAAAUUUUGCAGGAGGUUUUAAUUUUAAACAUUGUUUUAGCUUGUAUGAACCAGAGCAUGGUUGUUGUUGGCCAUAGCCUUCAUGAUUAUCUUCCAAGAAUAAUAUAAGAUUUCUUUUUUAAUGAAAGAGUUGAUUUUGUUUAGUUUUCCAUCCCUUAUUAAACUAAAAUGAUAUGUUUAUACUACUCCUGUAACGAUAACCAUGAGUAUAACGGGUUAUUUAAUCAAACUAUUUGCUCGGGCUGCUAGCCUGAAUUUAGCAGGUUAGAGGUGCGUUCACAUCGAAUGUAUUCUGGGUCUUAAAGCAUCCGACUUGCAUGCAAAGUCUGUGGAAAACGGCGUUAUUACAGCACUGAAACAUUUUUAAUGAGCUAAGGAGAACCGUUUAUAAAUACCUAAAGCUAAAGUGUUUUCUAGCUUGUAACGACAGAACAGAGCAGAUAAACAAACAGUGCGUAGAACACGGAGCAUUUGACCCAGCAUCCAAGUUUUUGACACCCAAAACCUGUUCGGCAUGAACGCAUUAGAGAUACGGCACAUAACCUGCCUGUUGUAGUUUAAAAUCCCAAAAAAACAUUAUAAGAUUGAUUAGCACUAGCCCAUAGUUCAGCACCAUUACUGCCCAUGUUUUUUUUUUUUCCAGCAGGGAAUACUUAUUGAAACUGAAAGAAAAGUGGGCAACAAGUGGUGGUGGGGCAAAACUUAAUUUAAGUCUAAAGCUACUGAAAAGCCUCUGCUGACUUAGAUUAUGUUAUUUUAAUAUUGUUUUAUGUUGAUUUCCUCGCAGAGUGCUAGCAGACCCUAAUGUUUAAUAGGAUUCAAUGUGUGUGGUUUUUACAUUAUAACCUAUAAAAACCCUAGCAAACCUUGCUAACAGCCUCCGACCAAUGCUAGAAAAACAAGCAGCCAAAUGCACUUCUUCAAAAAGCUAACGUAUAUAUUUUUUUGUUUUUAUGAAUAAUAUGAAAGCAGGCAAAAUUGCAGAACUUGGUUGCAGUUAAAUGCAAGAAAAAUCCACAGAUACAGGGCUGUAAAUGUUGUGAAGUAAACAGGCAGACAGAACAGUAUGCAAGUUAGCCUUCGUGUGUUGAGAUACAUAGCGGCUCAAUGCAGUUAGCUUGCUCAUAUUUACAAGCUAGCCUAAAUAUUAGCUUUAAACUAUUUGCAAAACUAGCCAAUUCGUUGUUUUUAGUUUAUUUUACUGAUUUCUGGAUUCAAAAAGCUAGUUUUAACUGCUAUGUUUUGUGCUUUUAGCAAACAAAUCUCAGUCAUUAGCCAUGCUACUAGCAUUUUAUAUUAUUGGAAAAUAUAGUUUCAGCACCAUGAUUGCCCAUGUUUUUUUGUUUGUUUUUUUCCAGCAGGGAAUACUUAUUGAAACUGAAAUAAAAGUGGGCAACAAGUGGGGGUGGGGCAAAACUUAAUUUAGGUCUAAAGCUACUGAAAAGCAUCUGCUGACUUAGAUUAUGUCAUUUUAAUAUUAUUUUAUGUUGAUUUCCUCUCAGAGUGCUAGCAGACCGUAAUAUUGAAUAGGUUUCAAUAGGUGUGUGGUUUUUACAUUAUAACCUAUAAAAACCCUGGCAAACCUUGCUAACAGUGUCCGACCAAUGCUAGAAAAACAAGCAGCUAAAUGCACUCUUACAAAUAGCUAAUAUAUAUAUUUUGUUGUUAUGAAAAAUAUGAAAACAGGCAAAAUUGCAGAAUUUGGUUGCAGUAAAAUGCUAUAAAAAUCCACAGAUACAGGGCUGAAAAUGUUGCAGACAGAAUGGUAUGCAAGUUAGCCGUCGUGUGCUGAGAUACAUAGCGGCUCAAUGCAGUUAGCUUGCUCAAAUUUACAAGCUAGCCUAAAUAUUAGCUUAAAACUAGUUGCAAAAUUAGCCGAUUCGUGGUUUUUAGUUUAUUUUACUGAUUUCUAGAUUCAAAAAGCUAGCUUGAACUGCUAUGUUUUGUGUUUUAAGCAAACAAAUCUCAUUUAUUAUCUAUGCUACUAGCAUUUUAUAGUUUUUGGACAAAAAAAAAAAAAAAAAUGUGACUUGAAAUCUUUUAUUUCUUCUGAUUCUUCAGACUUAACCCCUGAUGGGAUGUAGUCACUGUGAGGCGCUGUAGAUGUUCAGCUGUGGUAGGAUUGUGCUACUGUAUCCAUAGUGUGCCAGCUACACGCUCAAAACCUUAGAGGCUUUAGUGGUUGUUGUGCCAAGUCUGUGUUUUGGGUUUAGGAAGCGCGUGCAGGUGUGAGUGCGUUUUACGAAUGCGGUGUGUGCAAGCUUUUGAUGCGCUUCAGACGCGAAGGUUGUUGCGUGUCGUACAUUUCAAAGUUUACUGUAUCUUGCCUUGCACUUUACAAUGAAGCAAACUUAAUAGGAAAAAAAAAAAACAUUUGCAUAUGUGCGUGUGUGCGUUGAGAUUUUGAGUGUUUACAUGCAUUUUUUUUUUCAAAUUAAUUUGAUGAAAAUAUAUUUUAUUUAUGAUAUUGUAUAAAAUGUGCUGGUAAAAUGUAAUAUCUAACCUUAAUCAUAAAUCAUAUAUAAAUACAGAUGUAAAAACGGGUUUAUUACAUUGGUGGUUUUAAACUUAAAUGUGAUGAUGUCCUAUCGCACCUAUGGCAGUGUAAAAGAUGUUGAAAACUGUAAUUAUUUUGAAAAUCUUAAGUCAUCAUAUUGAAACUGUCCAGUGUUAUUUAUUGAUUACAAAUGACUCGUUUACACAACCGAGGUGUUGAGCCGGUGUCAGACCAAUCUUUGAGUGCUUUUUUCUGUCACUUUCAGUUCCAAUUAUAUGCUGUACUGAAAAAGAUGACAAAAACGUUGAGAUACGAAAGCCAUUUUGUAAAAACUAGUUGCCUGUUUAUUUUUUAAUAAUCAUUUAAUCGACUGCCUUUCGGAUUUGUUUAUGAAAGAUGAUUUGUCUUUUUUUCUAUAUUUUGUGUAAUUUGUUUUCAAAAUGCUGAAAUGUGAUUUUUUUUUGGACAAACUCUUCCAAGCGCUGAGCUGGAGCUGCGAUGACUGCAGAGGAAAUUGCUGAUUUGAAGCGUCUGACCGCGUUAGUGCAACAGCAUCGGACAGCCGUUAUGGAACAGUGACUGUACGCAGCGCGGGAAGCCGGACUAGAUGUUGCACGACUUUGUACAUUGCAAGGUGUUUUCGUGUGUUAUCAUGUGCAGUGUAUGACAAAGACAAAGUCAGUGCAACCCUCUGGAGAUUAAAUGAAUUAUUGAAGUGUGAAA
Molecule: messenger RNA, 8155 nt
Organism: Cyprinodon tularosa
Lineage: Eukaryota; Metazoa; Chordata; Actinopteri; Cyprinodontiformes; Cyprinodontidae
Product: diacylglycerol kinase delta
Exons: 31
Coding region: 341-3604 (1087 amino acids)
Biological process (GO): intracellular signal transduction; lipid phosphorylation; diacylglycerol metabolic process
Molecular function (GO): ATP-dependent diacylglycerol kinase activity
Source: RefSeq, a predicted model, not a curated record